AUGGUGGAGGAUACUGUUCAUUUGUUAAACCAAGCAGCUGGUUAUGGAGUAUUAGUUGGUGUUGGUGCAGUAUUUGCAGGUGGCAUGAUAUUAACUACAUUUUUGUUACAAAAAUACCUCCACGAGAACGCAAAUAGUACCGAAACAUUUUCUGUUGCAAAUCGUUCAGUGGGCACUUUUCUUUCGGCAUCAGCAGUAUACUCAAGCUGGUCGUGGGCUACUGAGUUUUUAUUGGUGACACUGAUGACUUAUAACUAUGGUAUUCAAGCAGGGUUUUAUUUUGGUGCCGGAUUGGCAGUGCAAAUUGCUGUUAUGAGUGUUCUUGGGAUCCAUGCUAAAAAGAAAAUUCCUACAGCACAUACUUCAUUAGAAGCUGUUCAAUUACGAUACGGCAAUGCGGCACAUUUACUUUACUUGGUGUUAUCUUUGAUUUGUAAUAUUUGUUCUUGUCUGUCCAUGAUAUUAGCAUGUGCUGCAAACAUUUCUAUUAUUGCUGGCAAUCUUCAUAUUGUUGCAUCUACAAUGUUGAUUCCAUUUGGUGUUUUAUUGUAUACUGUGGUUGGUGGGUUGAAAGCAACUUUCCUUACAGAUUUUGUCCACACCACAGUAUUGCUCAUUGUUUUGUGUUAUAUAAAUACUGCUGUUUUGACAUCAGAACAGGUGGGUGGACUUAACGGAUUAUAUGAUAAGAUAGUCGAGGUGAGCACUACUAAAUACAUUGAAGGAAAUUAUAAUGGGGCAAUUCUCACAGGAAAGUCACAGGGGUCAGUGGUGUUUGGUUUAAUUUUAACUAUUUGUAAUUUUGGAUUGACGGUUAUGGACUCUUCAUUUUGGCAGAAAACAUUUUCAGCCAGUCCUAGAGCUACAGUUCCAGCUUAUCUUUUAACGGCAUUUUUAAUAUUUUCCAAUGUGUGGCCAAUUGGUGUUAUUAUUGGUGGAGCUCUGCAUUUUCUCGAGAGUGAUCCAUCAUUUCCAACCUAUCCUCGAAAGAUGGCCCAGGAAGAAAUUGAUUCUGGAUUUGUUUUGCCUUUUGUGUUGAAAGCAAUUUUGGGGAACGGAGGUUUAGGGGCAUUAUUAUUGAUUUUGUAUUUAGCAGUCACGUCAACUGUUUCCGCUCAAAUGGUUUCUGUGUCGUCGAUUGUUUCCUUUGAUAUUUACAAGAGAUACAUGAAUCCCAAUGCGCAAAACAAGUCCAUGAUUAAAGUUUCGCAUAUCACUUGUGUUGUGUUUGGAUUCGGUAUUGCUGGUUUUAGUGUUAUGUUACAUUAUGUGGGUGUACGCAUGACAUGGUUUGGGUAUUUCACGCCAAUGAUGAUCUGUCCUGGUAUUCUUCCAUUGAUAUUUACAGUUACUUGGAAUGGACAGACGUACUGGGCUGCUCUUAUUUCUCCUCUUGUUGGGUUUGUAGCCGGUUUGGUUGUCUGGGUUUCCACAGCGUAUCACUUUUAUGGCGAGAUCACAAUUGAAUCGACAGGUGGUCAAUUACCAGCAUUAUAUGGUUCCUUGACAAGUAUGAUGUUGCCAGGAAUAUUGAGUAUUACUAUAUCGCUAAUUAAACCUGAAGAGUUUGAUUGGGAUAAAUUGAAAACUGCUGAUUUGUUAAUUGAGGAAGAAGAAGGUAGUAGUCCGAAUAAUGGAACUAAGAAUAAGGAAGAUUAUUUGAACAAAGAGAAACAGGCUCAAGUUGACAUCUUUUUUGAAUCUGAUGAAGCGUCUAGCUUGGAGCAAUACCAACAAAAGUUGACUUCUCAAUUGACCGAUAAAGAGCUAGAUUUUUGGAUAAAGAUCGCAACUGGUGCUUCAAUAUUUGUUCUACUCAUUACUUGGGUAAUCUGGCCAAUGUCGUUAUAUCAAGACUGGAUAUUUACUGGUGCUUACUUUAAGGGUUAUGUGACUGUUGGAUUGAUUUGGUUAUAUACCACAUUAAUUGUGAUUGGAUUGGCCCCUUUUUAUACUGGAAGGCAUUCAGCUGCUAGAGUGUUUAGAGGUGUCUAUAAUGACUAUAUUAAAAGAACAUAG
Molecule: messenger RNA, 2019 nt
Organism: Candida dubliniensis CD36
Lineage: Eukaryota; Fungi; Ascomycota; Pichiomycetes; Serinales; Debaryomycetaceae
Gene: DUR7
Product: Dur7p
Exons: 1
Coding region: 1-2019 (672 amino acids)
Biological process (GO): urea transmembrane transport
Cellular component (GO): plasma membrane
Molecular function (GO): urea transmembrane transporter activity
Source: RefSeq, a predicted model, not a curated record